Marchantia polymorpha subsp. ruderalis is the source of this 951-nucleotide messenger RNA. NCBI's taxonomy places the organism in Eukaryota, Viridiplantae, Streptophyta, Marchantiopsida, Marchantiales, Marchantiaceae. The record is from the annotation of a GenBank genome assembly.
AUGUCCACACUUAGUAACAAACUCGUUGUGAAUCUGGCGCCUGAGAAUCCACUCCCAAGAGUCCUCGAAUCCUCCAAUCCUCGAUCAAUAAACCCUUCAAAUCCUUUUGGAAAAACAAAUUACGCCGACACCCGAGCGAGCACGGAAAAUCGGAGGUCCGAAGAAAAGGCCCUUCCCCGCCUCAGCUCCACUCCGCAGUCCCUGGACCAUGGCCCUCUCGAGGAGAUCUGCAGAGCAAAGCAGGCAGAGCGAACGAAUCUAGACCGGGGCAAUAAAAGCAACGAGGCCGAGGCCUUGCGAUUCAGAUUCACCAACGGCGCUGCAGGCGGGGGAAAAGCAACUGCGUGGGGUCCACGCGAGGCGGAGGCGGAGGCCGAGCAGCAAACGGAGCAGGAUGUCGAGGCGACGCCGGAGCGGCCUUUGCCGGAGGUGGGGGACCUCGGGCAGCCACAUACAGUGGCACGACUCCUGCGAGGAGGCCCUUUGGAGGUCGGCGGGAGCUGGUCGCAGGCUCGGGGGUCGGUCCUAAACUCUGGGGCCAGAUAUAGCCGACCCUGCUCGCCGCCGCUCGUCCUCCCACAUUGUGGGUGCGCUCGCGAGCCCCCCAUGGCCCAAGCGACGGGAGGAGGCGUCAGCGUGAUUUGCUCUCGGCUCGCGAUGGCGAUUCGAUGGCGAUGGCGAUGGCGAUGCAGAGCCGGAUCCAGAGUCGAUCGAUGCCGUGGGCCCCGUGCGGCCGAUGCAGCCGAGCGCGAGAAGCAGCGAACGGGGUCAGUCGUCGAGGGAGGGAGGGAGAGGGCGCAGACGAGCAAGAUACAUUGGCACGGAGGCGGACGAGCCAGAGACGAGGACCGGACUGGAAAAAGGAGGAGCAGGAGGUGCGCAGGCGACAGACAGAGAGGAGGGAAAGGGAGGGAGGGAGGGAGGGAGGGAGUGAGUGAGUGGCGGCUGUGA